Aplysia californica (California sea hare) is the source of this 483-nucleotide messenger RNA. RefSeq lists its product as uncharacterized. Gene Ontology annotation, biological process: DNA transposition; DNA integration. The record is from RefSeq and is a predicted model, not a curated record. Lineage: Eukaryota; Metazoa; Mollusca; Gastropoda; Aplysiida; Aplysiidae. The transcript has a single exon. Gene Ontology annotation, molecular function: DNA binding. Bases 1 to 483 code for a protein of 160 amino acids.
AUGCCUCCUCGACAGAAAUUGUCUGAUGUAAACAAAGGACGAGACAUUGCUUGGGUACAAGAUGGUGUUUCACUCCGACAAGUUGCUACACGUCCUCGAGUGUCCGUUUCUGUCAUUUCACGGCUGAUUCAGCGUGCCAACACCACUGGUAGUGCCCAAGAGCGACCCAGAUCAGGUCGACCAAGAACCACUAAUGCAAGGGAAGACCGAUUCAUUCAUAGACAGGCUCUGCAGUCGAGAUCCGCUUCUGCAAAUCGCAUCCAGACACGGCUGAGAGCGGCAACUCGUGUUAACAUUAGUUGUCAGACCGUACGAAGACGUCUUCAUGAGUUUGGACUUAAUGCACGUCGACCAGCAGUCCGUCAGCAUCUCACCUCAGCACACAAGGCUUGCCUUUUGCCGACGCCAUGUAAGAUGGACACGUUACCAGUGGGCAAACAUUCUCUUCAGCGACGAGUCCCGGUUCUCUUUGCAUCACAAUGA